GUCUUUCUGAUAGAUUUGAAAGGUAAAUCAAUGUAGGUUCUACAAUUUAUGUGGCACACAGUAAUUACAUCCAGAGAUAUACAGCAGUUCCAAGUGCAGUUCUAAUUAGACCAUCACCAAUGGAUUGCUUAGACUGGGAGUAGUGUUGAGAUAAUUUUUCAUUCAAUGUUUUACUCAAUCAUUAACAUUUACAAUUCACACACCCAAACACACACAACACACACACACCGUCACCCAGACAUCUACAUACUCACACACAGAGAGAAAGAGAUAAACCCGAGCAGCUGGAUAGGUCUGAUCAUGUCAUCAUGUUAUUAACAGAGAUUAGCACUGACACAAAGACAGUAAAUUGCUAUUGUCUAAGGGUCUGUGCAUUAGCAUUUAACAAACAAUGCCAGCUCUACAGGGGUUGUGAUGGUAAUUUGGAAAGCCUGUCUUGCUGGUAUUUAACUUGCAAAUAAUUUACUUUAACUAGCUGCUAUGGGAUUAGGUUUGGGACAGUCUGCUCAGGAGGUACAUUCCUUGCAGCCUUCUGUUAUGUGGGCAGAUUUAGAAGUCCUAAACAUAGAGAGUAAAGUUCCAUUCCUAAAGGUAAGGUUCAGUUUAAGGUCAGUCUAGGAAAAUUAUGUAAGGAGAUUAGAUCUCAUUGUGCGCUGCAACAGGUAUUUCAUUUCACCAUAGUACAAAACAUACAGUUUUCUACAAAUAUGUGAAAGGUAUUGCCAGCUGUUGAUAUUGAUGGGCCCAUACUAUUCCCUGACUGUUGUAAUAGCCAUAUAAUUACAGAUCAUAGUGUGCAUUUACUGAGAAGCUUGGAUAUACCAUCAUGACAUUAGCUUGUUGUGUAUAUUGUUUGACAACUCAACACAGUUGUGUGGAGUAAGUGUGGAGUAAAUUAUUCUGACGUUAUCUAAUGCAAUGGUCUUAUUUUCUCAUUCGUUGAGCAAACAAGGAUUUGUCCGACACUCGCCCAGCCACACCUUUUCAUGCAAAGUGGAGCCUGGAGUUAGAGGGGGCGUCAGGCAGGCGGAGGCGGGCGCUGUACGCGGGUGGGUGUGGAUAAAUAGGCCUCUGUGUCAGUAGGUUGGGACCAUAAAUCAAACAGGACGCAUUUGGAUUGACUGAGGAUAACUCUGGAACUCUGCCUCUCCUUUUCACCAAACUUGAAGACUAUCUUUAACGGAAUUACCACUCGCAGAUAACAGCAUGGCUAAAUUAGUGACUUGCGGUUUAUUGAUCACGCUUUUGGACAUAUCUCUACCGUUGGCUGUGGAGGCUGCCGGGGAGUAUUGUCAUGGCUGGUCGGACUCGUACAACACCUGGCACAGGGGCUUUCAGUGCCCCGAGCAAUACGAUGGCGAGGAAGCGCGCUACUGCUGCGGGACCUGUACUCUUCGAUAUUGCUGCACAUCCGUGGAGGCCCGUCUUGAUCAGAGCACCUGUGAUCCAGACGACUUCAGCAAUGGCAAAGUCAGGACGAUGACUUCAAAUGUGCCCACGUAUCUGCCAUUUGUGAUUGUGGUGAGUGCAUUCCUGUCCUUUGUGCUGGUCGGGACAGUGGUGUCUGUGUGCUGCUGCCACUGCCUGAAGCCCAAGAGUGCAGAGCGCCACAGUGGGCCCACGCAGACCAGUCUCCUGGAACCAGGAGGGGCCGCCGCAGAGAGCCUGACCCCGUCCAGAGACUCCAGCUCCAGUGCCAGCACUGCAGGCAGGUCCACUGGCAUGACCCGGCCGUCAGGGUCAGAUGUUACCAUGAACAUCUACGGCCCCAUGGGGAAUAUGUACCCUGCGCUGGGGGUGCAGCCCCCACAGCAAUUCCCCUCUCCAUCCCACCUGCCCGCACAGUUCUACCAGCCGUACCUGAACUACAGCGUGCCUCCAGAACACACCAUGAUCACCGCUCAAGCCUUCCUGGACAAUCACUCUGUAUACAGGCAGCCCCAUGGGCAGCCAUUUCAUCAGGCCCCGAUGCACACAGAGCCCAUCUGCCCUGGACUUACCAUUUGAGGGCUAAUCUGGACCCAUACGACAGCUGCCUCGUGACUAAAAAAGUAUAAAUCUGUAAUUGUGACCACAGUUAAGUUCUUAUGGUCCUCUGUGAGGUUCACCGCAAUUGUUACAUGCUCAGGUUACUAACAGUUUAGUUUAAUUAUUUUGUCCAGUAAUGUUUCACUAGUUUGCUGUUAUAACUGUGUUAUUCUGAGCAAGCAUGACCUUUUGAGCUUUACUUCUGAAUAGAAGAAACACCAUGACCAUUUCUAUGAAAUGAUUUCUCCUAAUGAUUAAAGUGUACAUUAGAAAUAUAAAAAAUAAAGCCUGUUAUUUAUGUUUGA
Messenger RNA from Alosa sapidissima (American shad), 2333 nucleotides. It is a transcript of the gene shisa2a, whose product is annotated as shisa family member 2a. The record is from RefSeq and is a predicted model, not a curated record. The transcript has 2 exons. Bases 1207 to 2007 code for a protein of 266 amino acids. NCBI's taxonomy places the organism in Eukaryota, Metazoa, Chordata, Actinopteri, Clupeiformes, Clupeidae.